Messenger RNA from Neospora caninum, 759 nucleotides. Its product is annotated as putative 2OG-Fe(II) oxygenase family protein. Gene Ontology annotation, biological process: cellular response to hypoxia. The coding region runs from base 1 to 759 and encodes 252 amino acids. The record is from RefSeq and is a predicted model, not a curated record. The transcript has 7 exons. Lineage: Eukaryota; Apicomplexa; Conoidasida; Eucoccidiorida; Sarcocystidae. Gene Ontology annotation, molecular function: peptidyl-proline dioxygenase activity; ferrous iron binding; L-ascorbic acid binding.
AUGGGUCUAGAUGAACUGUUCAUGAAACUGCCUCGUCACCUCGUAAGCCAGAUCAAAGAGGAGGCGGAUGGCCGUCCCAUUGUCAACUGCACAGAUUGUUCAAACUCGGAUGGCCUUGAGAGGAAGCGUCGAAUGUACCCAGAUCUUUCGUCCUUCCUGUGCGAUUCGUCAGAGGUGGAUUUUCUUGUCGAUUCCGCAAACAGCUCUGCUCCCUUCGUCAUAGUGGACAAAGUGACAGAGGAUGUCGGCUGGUGCCGCCGCGCCAGAGAGGAAGCUCAGUGCUUGCGGACUGCAGGUCGCUUCAAACAAGCUUCGUUCGGAGGAGGAAGUAGCAAGUGUGCAGACGUCAGAACUCGGAGCGAUGACAUCGUGUGGAUUCGACGGGAGGACCUCGUGGCUCUCCCUGCGUGCUCCCAGAUUGUUUCUCUGUUUGAAGAGAUUCGAGCAUCCGUCGACAAAAGCUUUUUACGAUUGGGCACAGAUUUAGAGGUCGACAAAACGGAAAUGCAGUUGUCGGUCUAUCCAAGCACCGACAGAUUUCUGACUGCAAUCCUCUACCUGAACGAAGACUGGAAGCCCGCAUGCGGUGGCUGCUUGAGGCUUUACCUUGAUGAUUGCCGCCUUGACGUCUCUCCGCGGUUGGGAAAACUGGUUGUCUUCAGGAGCGAGCAACUGGAACACAGCGUGAUGCCUGUAACGUGUGCGGAUCGCUACGCAAUAACUUGUUGGUUCUCCGUUCGCCGUCGUGCAGCAGGUUGA